Messenger RNA from Aplosporella prunicola CBS 121167, 1288 nucleotides. RefSeq lists its product as uncharacterized. The record is from RefSeq and is a predicted model, not a curated record. The transcript has a single exon. The coding region runs from base 286 to 1227 and encodes 313 amino acids. NCBI's taxonomy places the organism in Eukaryota, Fungi, Ascomycota, Dothideomycetes, Botryosphaeriales, Aplosporellaceae.
ACUAUAUCCGGGCGGAGUUCACAAGAAAAUGCUUCCUGCCAUGAUGCCGUGCCUAAAGCAGAAGCAGAAACAUAAUCAGAAAAGGAGGCAGAGGGGGAGGAGGAGAUACCGACCACAGCUAAGCCAUGGUAACUACCGGCACCACCAUCUCUCAGCGCCGACGCACACCACCACCACACCAACCUCCCCCAUCAACCCCCCAGCACCGACGCACACCAUCCAUCAUCACAACCAACGACAACCCAGCACCAACCAGCCGCCCGGGCCUACCGCUUCACUUCGGCUAUGACGCUCUGCGCCUUAACAGCUGCGCGUCUUAGCGAAGCUGCAAAGCAUUUACUAUGUUCUUCUGAAACCAGGAGAAGGGUUAUAGGCACGCAUGCAAGACCGGCUGCCUGCCCCGCCCUGUGUGAGCUCCGCUGCUUGCGCUGGCUGUUGGGGUGUUGGGGUCUACAUACGUGGGUUUGGGUGUGUGGGCUUGAGAUAAGUGGGUGGGUAGGUGGGUGUGUAGGUGGAGGGUUUGGUAGGUGGACACUGUCACAACACCACCCACCCAGGCUAAGCAAAACAACAAACGAACAAACUCAUCACAACAACCAAAGCAGCACAACAAACAGCCGCCCUCAUCACCAUUGCCUUUCUACGACGCGCAUACCUAAGGCACCUAGGCAUCAAGACCAGCCUCUAGCAUUUUCGCCUGCCCAUCCACCUGCCCCAAAACACGGUACGCACACCCACGAAGCGCAAAGCGCAAAGCAAAGCGUGAACUGUGCGUGCGGUUGCGACGAGCUUGUUUGUUUGCUUGUUUGGUUGUGCGUAAAGAGCCCGAAGGAAAGGCAUGGAAAUGGAAGGAACUGGAAGGAAAUGAAAGGAGAGGAAAGGCAAGGAAACGGAAGGAAAAGAAACGUGCUAAGAACGCCAUUCGCCGUCGUGCUGGUUCCGUGCGGAGUGCUGCUGCGCCGCUUCGUGGUUUUGUGUGCUGCGAGGUGGGAUGCGCGAACGGCUUGCUGUGCGCUGCGAGGGUUUGCUGCGUUUCGAUAUGCUCAGCUACGCUUCGAUGGGCUCAGCUACGCUUCGAUGGGCUCAGCUACGCUUCGAUGGGCUCAGCUACGCUUCGCUGCGCAACCGCCACGCUUUUGCCAUGCCAUAUCAGCCAUGCCCGACCAUGUAUACACCGAUCCAUCCAUCAUGAAAAUCGUCCCUCGUCCCACCGUGCGUAAAGCGUGAAGCAGUACCAUCUCAACCGACGUGCCCCAGGCUCAAACAGCAGCAGCCGCCGCAGAAGCGC